Molecule: messenger RNA, 885 nt
Organism: Chrysochloris asiatica (Cape golden mole)
Lineage: Eukaryota; Metazoa; Chordata; Mammalia; Afrosoricida; Chrysochloridae
Product: selection and upkeep of intraepithelial T-cells protein 1-like
Exons: 5
Coding region: 1-885 (294 amino acids)
Biological process (GO): regulation of cytokine production; T cell receptor signaling pathway
Cellular component (GO): external side of plasma membrane
Molecular function (GO): signaling receptor binding
Source: RefSeq, a predicted model, not a curated record
AUGGAAACUACAGGACUAUCUUUCUCAAUAUAUUUUGUUGUCAUGCUCCUCCUUCAGGUGGUAACAGAAGCUUCAGCACAAUUCACAGUGAGUGCUCCAGAGGGCCCAAUUGUUGCUCCAUUAGGUGGAGUAGUUGAGCUCAGCUGCCAAUUGUCCCCACCACAGAGUGCAGAACACAUGGAGGUGCGCUGGUUUCGGGAUCGCUACACACAACCUAUUCACCUGUACAAAGGUGGUAAAGACCUGUAUGGAGAAACUCUCUCUGAAUAUGUGAAACGAACUGAGUUCCUUAAAGAAGCUAUUGGAGAGGGUAAAGUGACUCUCAGGAUCCUUAAUGUCAGUGUUUAUGAUGACGGGCAAUACCACUGCUUCUUCAAAGAUGGCAAUUUCUAUGAUGAAACCAUCACAACACUGAAGGUAACAGCUACAAAUUUUGAAACACAGAUUUUUGUGCAUCAUUCUAAUACUAAAGGGACCAUAAUGGAGUGUGUUUCAGGAGGCUGGUUUCCACAGCCUCUAAUGGAAUGGAGAGAUGACAGAGGAGAGAGAAUUCCACCUGAAUCAACAUCCCAUUCACAAGAUAAUGCCAAGUUGUUUAACAUGAAGAUGACUCUCCUCCUUAAACAAAAGUCUCAUGGAAUUGUCACUUGCUAUCUUCAAAACCCUAUAACUGGUCAUGAGGAAAGAACAAGCAUUGUCCUAUCAGUAACUAUUUCAGAUCCUCUGUUUCCCUUGUACAAUAAUUGGAUGUCAGAUAUGGCAGAGAUGAUGGGUAUCCUGAUGGCAUUUUUUACCUUGCUAAUCAUCGGUUUAUAUUGGACACUCAAAGGUGGUCCAUCUCUGAGCAAGUUUUAUACCUAUAUCAAGUGUGCAAUUAAAGUGUAG